Molecule: messenger RNA, 282 nt
Organism: Symbiodinium pilosum
Lineage: Eukaryota; Dinophyceae; Suessiales; Symbiodiniaceae
Source: the annotation of a GenBank genome assembly
AUGUCGGCUCCAUCCCGACUCGCUGUGUCGGUCGACUGGAUGAAAGCUGGCUGCGAUCAAAGGGUCUCACAGAUCAAGAAUGCAGCAUGCUGCAGCGUGGUUGCGUGUCGCAUGAUGGCGUCCCUUGCGACAUCUCGAUGCUUGGAGAUCCUGGUUUCUGCCCCUAUGACCGGCAAACCUUGCAACCCAGAUGGGAGGCCAAGGGCGGCUUUCUGCAGCUCAGUCUUGGAGACCUCCGCGACAAGUGGGGCGAAGAGGCCUUGCCGAACCCGCCAGACCUGA